This is a messenger RNA of Arabidopsis arenosa, 756 nucleotides long. The record is from the annotation of a GenBank genome assembly. NCBI's taxonomy places the organism in Eukaryota, Viridiplantae, Streptophyta, Magnoliopsida, Brassicales, Brassicaceae.
CCUUUCCAUGCUAAUUAAGCAACAUCCAAAACAUAAGAAAAAACACAAUUAUUGAAGCUCUUACAAAGAAAAAAUAUGAAGAAAGCUACGGCAUUGAUGAAACAUAUCGUUGCGUUGUUGAGUUCCAUGGCGAAGGCUAAAUCUAUAGCCAUAAAGAACAAAACAAGUGCUUUCAAGACACGAAUCCUCAUGUUGUCCCUUGCCAAACACAAGAAACUCUGCUUCCGUACGAUUUCCAACAAGAUUCACCACCUCUUGGGCCAUGCAGAUCAAGACAACGACCACGAGCAGGAGCAAGACAAGAACAAGGCUAUAGUUCUCUACAAUAGCAAGGCAUCCACAAUGGCUCAUCAUGAGGAAUAUGACGUUCACGAGGAUGACAGCGACAAGUAUCCAGAUCUGAGGCACACGUUGUUCGAAGGAGAGGAGGAGUUUGGAGACUUGGAGGAGGAAGGUCAAGGUAGUUCUGUGAUAGAAAUGGUGCGGAACUCGAAGGAAGAAGAAGGAGAGAAUUUCAAGCUAGAAGAUGAGAUCGACCAUGUCGCAGAUAUCUUUAUUUCAAGGUUUCAUAAGCAGAUGAAGCUUCAGAAACUCUUGUCCUUCAAGAGGUACCAAGAAAUGAUAGCCCGAGGCACCUAAACCCAUAUCCAUAUUAUAUAUAAACAUGUUGGCGAUAGAUAUGAAUAAUAGAUUCAUAUUAUGAUCUUUGCUAACGUUCUUAUUUUGUGUUGUCUAUGAUAAAUCCUUCGAGCCCCC